AAAAUUUUUAAAAAAAUGGAAACAAUGUCUAAAUUAUUGUACUUUCUAUUUUUACCAAUAGCAAUAUUGGUUUGCAAUGCUCGUUCGAAAGUAUUUUCUUCGGAACAAUCAGUCAACUUAACUGCAGUUACAUAUUGGAGUAUAAAACAUAGGUCCCUCGAUGAUUGUACACCAGGCAAAGUCUUUCAGCUGACACCAGAAAAUUUCUACGAUAUCACUGCAAAAGGGACAUUCUUCGUAAAAUUUUAUGAACCGGAUUGCAUGGGCUGUGAAGAUUUUGAGAGUACCUGGAAAGACUUGGCCAAAUCAUUUAAAUCUAAACGAAGCGUUUGUUUUGCUGAAUUAAACUGUGAAGAUGCCAAAGUAAUAUGCAACGAAUAUGAGUUACGCUAUGAACCAAAUUUAAUAUGGCUUGAAAACGGUGACGAAGUACGCCAAUAUAAUGGUGACUUAACUUUCGAGCGAGUGAGCAACUUUGUUAAAGAAAUGAACGAGUUAAAUUCUACUAAAAACUCUUCACCGGAACGUACUCAUCCAACAUCAGUUUCUAACUACUUAAAACUUUUUGGAUGCUUCACCGCUAGCCCCUCCUGCUCGACCACGCCCCCACAGACGCCUCCGCCUCCGCCUCCCUAA
Molecule: messenger RNA, 636 nt
Organism: Drosophila suzukii
Lineage: Eukaryota; Metazoa; Arthropoda; Insecta; Diptera; Drosophilidae
Biological process (GO): protein folding
Cellular component (GO): endoplasmic reticulum
Molecular function (GO): protein disulfide isomerase activity
Source: RefSeq, a predicted model, not a curated record